AAAGGCUGAAACAAACGGAAAUGCAUUCGUUUGUAGCAGAAUGUCCAUUCUGUAUUUUCCAUGCAUGGUAAGGGUUUGUUAAUGGUGUCAAGUGUAAGAACAUUCGGCAGCUAAUGGUGCAGUAUAGGGGUGAGCAUUGUUACUGUCAUAGCAUAGCUGCUGGGCAUCAUUGUUAAUUACCGCUCUUGUUAUCGCCUAUGAAUAUCAUCUUUCCAAACUGUUCAAAUUUGAGCGGGACAGAAAUCCCAGUUUAUGUACAACAAGAUCACCCAAAUGGUUAACGCGUGUUGUAGUUCCCACCUUAUUCUGAUUAUUUUAAUGUUAUUAUGUGUGAAAAAAUAAUAUAUAUAUAUAUAUAUAUACAUUCUAGUAUACACAUGCUAUUUUUUCGCCGCGCAACUCGCCUACCUCCAGCGCUGGAUAGUUCCGCCCUGUCAGCGCACAUCUGCCUCUGUCACUGCCCAGCUCCCCGCCGACGCCCAAGACCUGUGGCCGCGAAGCUCGUCCGAGGGCUAGUCGGAGGAGCCAGCAGAGGAGCACAAGAAUGGCAUGGCGGAUGCUGCGAAGAAAGGAUGUCCAAGCAGGCCUCAUGAACUUGGCUUUCCGCACAGAUCAUGGUGGAAUGAAGCAUUUCUCCAGCGGAAAUUUGGGGAAGCUGACGCAGUUUGCCCAUAGCAAUAGACUCCAAGGUGGGAUCUUUCAACACUACACUAUCAGGAAUGUUCAUGCAGGUGUGUAUAUGUUAGCAUGGAGCCGGAAAAAGGAGGAUGUUGCAGGGCUAAAAGCACCAAAAAAGGAGAAGCGGGUGAAGAAAGAACCUAGGACUCAAGCUCCUGUAGAAGCGCCAUAUGUUGCACCAAAACCUAAGAUUACCAUUAAAUCAUCACCAGAUAAACUUGUUGAAAUUUUUGAUGGGAUGACAUUGCAUGACCUAUCUAAGCGAUCCGGUGCAGCUAUUAGUGCACUUCAAAGCAUACUUGCAGAUCUUGGUGAAAGGGUUGAAUCAGAAUUCGACUCUAUCGGCAUUGAUCUUGCUGAGUUAGUUGCUAUGGAAAUUGGUGUUAAUAUCAGAAGAAUGCACACAGGUGAAGGUGUGGUCGAACCACGGCCUGCUGUUGUAACUGUUAUGGGUCAUGUUGAUCAUGGUAAAACAUCACUUCUGGAUUCCCUACGGCAAACAUCUGUUGCAGCUAAGGAAGCUGGCGGGAUCACUCAGCAUAUAGGUGCCUUCGUUGUUGAGAUGCAAUCUGGAGCCUCUAUCACAUUUCUUGAUACACCAGGGCAUGCUGCAUUUAGUGCUAUGCGGGCCAGAGGUGCAGCUGUCACAGAUAUUGUAGUGCUUGUGGUUGCAGCAGAUGAUGGUGUUAUGCCUCAAACCCUUGAAGCUAUUUCACAUGCAAAGGUAGCAAAUGUUCCCAUUGUAGUUGCCAUAAACAAAUGUGACAAAUCUGGAGCUGAUCCUGAGAGGGUGAGAAUUCAGCUUGGUUCAGAAGGGUUGCUUUUGGAGGAUAUGGGUGGUGAUGUACAGGUUGUUGAAAUUUCUGCGUUAUCAAAACUUGGUUUGGAUAAACUGGAAGAAGCUUUAUUUCUUCAGGCUGAGAUAAUGGACCUAAAAGCCAGAACAGAUGGGCCUGCUCAAGCUUUUGUGGUGGAGGCAAAGGUGGACAGAGGCAGGGGACCACUUGCAACAGCUAUAGUUAAGUCUGGCACAUUAGUUAGUGGGCAGUACAUUGUUGUGGGAGCAGAGUGGGGAAGAAUUAGAUCACUUAGAGACACCACAGGGAAAGUAACAGAGUCUGCAAAACCCGCAAUGCCUAUUGAGAUUGAGGGGCUAAGGGGCCUUCCAAUGGCUGGGGAUGAUGUAGUGGUUGUUGACUCGGAGGAAAGGGCAAGAAUGCUUAGUCAAGGGCGGAAGAAGAAACAGGAGAAAGAUAGGCUUCGGAAGAUUGAUGAGGACAUGACUGAGGAGGCAGAAAAUGCAGAUGAGACUCCUGAAAGAGUUGAGAUGCCCAUUAUUGUUAAAGCUGAUGUACAGGGCAGUGUUCAAGCAGUUACAGACGCCUUAAGAAGUCUUAAUAGUCCACAGGUGUUUGUGAAUAUUGUUCAUGUUGGUGUCGGUCCAGUAAGUGAACAUGACAUUGAUCUGGCACAAGCAUGCCGAGCAUACAUAGUUGGUUUCAACGUUCGCAAUCCACCAAGUGCAAUCACUCAAGGAGCAACACAAGCCAACAUUAAGAUUUUGCUGCACAAGGUGAUUUACCAUCUCCUUGAGGAAAUGGGAAGGCUGAUUGUGGAGAAGGCACCAGGGACUGCUGAAACCCAAAUUUCAGGGGAGGCUGAGGUUUUGAACAUAUUCGAGCUGAAAGGGCGUAGCAAGUCAAAAGGGCCAGACAUCAAGAUUGCUGGCUGCCGGAUUACCGAUGGUCACUUUAGCAGAUCCGGAACCAUGAGACUGUUGAGAAGCGGAGAUGUUGUCUUUGAAGGUCCAUGCGCUUCUCUGAAACGAGAGAAGCAGGAUGCUGACACGCUCGACAAGGGUGACUGUGGAUUGGUGAUAGAGGAUUGCGAUGACUUCCAGGUUGGGGAUACCAUCCAGUGCUUGGAGCAGGUGAUGAGGAAGCCCAAGUUCAUAUCGACUCAAAGCGGUGCAGUCCGUAUAGAGUGCUGAUUGAGAAUAAUUGUUUGGUGCGGGCAUGAUCCCAUAUCUGUGAAUUCAACCAUUCGUUUUCAACUGACCAAAAUUUUGGCUAUAUAGCGAGAUAAAAACCAGGUUGGCAUUGUGCAUGGACGACUGUUCUGCAAGUUGCCACUUUUUCUUCUCGGUCUUGUGUUGUGUUGGUGUGUUUCUUUUUCUUUUUCUUCUUCACCCUUGUAACCCUUGUGUGUUCUGGUUCAUUUGAACCCAUCUUGUAGAGGCUGAAAACCU
Molecule: messenger RNA, 2926 nt
Organism: Lolium perenne
Lineage: Eukaryota; Viridiplantae; Streptophyta; Magnoliopsida; Poales; Poaceae
Source: RefSeq, a predicted model, not a curated record